UCAAAACAGAAAUCAUAAAAAUGUGCAUAAAACCUAAACUAUAGCUCAUAUUUAUUCCUUCUAAAUGGAGCUAUCAGUAAAAUCUACUUCAUAAAACAUAUAUUGUGGUUAUAAAAAGGCAAAACUUCACCAGGUACGGUGGCUCACACCUGCAUUCCCAGCACUUUCGGAGGCCGAGACGGGUGGAUCACGAUGUCAGGAUAUCAAGACCAUCUUGGCCAACAUGCUGAAACCCUGUCUCUGCUAAAAACACAAAACUUAGAUGGGCGUGGUAGCAUGUGCCUGUAGUCCCAGCUACUUGGGAGACUGAGGCAGGAGAAUCACUUGAACCCAGGAGGCAGAGGUUGCAGUGAACCGAGAUUGUACCACUGCAUUUCAGCCUGGAGACAGAGCAAGACUCUGUCUCAAAAAAAGAAAAAAAGCAAAAUUCUUAGUGAAAAUCAUAGGUGUUCCUUAGAAGAGAGAAUUAAAUAUAGUCAAGGGAAGACCAAGUCUCGUACUUCUCUUGUGUAUUCCAAAGUUUCAGGGAAAUUCCAGGUAACAGAGGUUAUUUCCCAUGCUGUUAAAGCAAGGUUGCAGACACUAAUGAAUUCUGGGCUCAAUACUCUAGGAGGGCACACCUCUGUCCUGGAAAAUGAGACAGGAUUGAAUACUUUUCCUGUGACUCAUUCUGGUUAUUCAUCCAGGAUCACAGACACUAAACAAUGGAAAUAUGGCCAAAUUCAUGAUUUGCUAACCCUCUUCUCAGGUUUCUUACCUGACUCUUAGGAUAACAGCAUUACCUUGAAGAAUAUGAUGAAGAUACGCUGUCCAAGUAUGUGCACAGUUUUGAGCAAAAUGCCUGAUACAAAUUGGUCAACAAACAAUUACUGGAUGAUGAUAUGAAUAUUUACUGAAUGACAUGGAUCCUAUGAAUAACUGUGGAAUAAUUGUUGUGAUUGCUUUUAUUAGCAGUGCUCAAAACUCAUCUCUGUGUGACCUCAAGUCAGCCACAUAACUCUGUGAACCUGCAGUUUCAUCAGUUUUAAAAUGAAGGAACCUGGCAGAUUCUCAUUCUACCACAGAAUGUCAGGCCUCCCAGACACCAGAACAUACCUUUACAUAAAGCCUUUGAUAUAUUUCCACGCAGUAUCUCUACAGUGUAGUUGGAGGAUGGUGGGAGCUGCAGAGAGGCACGCUUUCCAAUGGGAUUGAGGCAGUUCUUCUUCCUUGACUUCCGCAUGAAUGCUGGGCAGCCCAGGGUCACACUUAUUGCACCCUCAACUCAGGCAAGCCCAGCAGCCAAACAUAGGAGACUUGGGCUACAGAACAGUCUCCCAAAUCCCAGGCUCAGAAACUCUACGUGGAGAUGACGGCUGAGAAAGUGAGGGGGUGGUUCAGGGGAUCACUCUUCCCUACUCGUUCCUCUCAUCUCAAAUUCACCUUCCAUUGCACAGCAACACUGAGGACCACCAACCACCCCUGACCAUCACCUUGAUCUUGUCGUGUUUGGUUCGUGGGAUGCACCCACACAUUAAUGGUGUUAGACCAACUCAGAGAAAUACCUAUCAAACAUGUUCCAUAAGAACCGCUCAUGGCCCUGUUAUUUUCAAUAUAUGGAAAAAGUGAAAUGAAAACAACAAAAUCAUAUCAGGUUUCCAAGACUUCCCAAGAUAGAUGGUCACACAUGCUUUCAGGAGAUCUCUAUAGAAAUGGUUUCAAUGAUGCGACACCUUGAAAAGAGCUCUUCUGGGACUAGAAUGACAUUUAUAAGUGAUAAGUAUGAGAUGUAGUAUUCAGUCACAUUAAAAAACAAAUCAUCCCACAUAGAGGAAGCUUUGGACAUAGGAACAUCACACUGGUCUUAAUUGUAAUGAAAAGCCUCUUCUGCCACAAACAUCAGUGUACUGGUACCUGCCAGUAAAAAAAACUAAAUCAGCAUAACCAUGGGAUGCAGCAAGAAGAAUACUGAGCCAGGAAAGAAAACAUUUUUAGGACUCAGAGAAUAUCAUGGCAGUAUAAUAGAUUGACAUCUUAAACUUGUGGAAAAGCCUUAAAUUCUGUUUUAACAUGUGAGAAGGACUCACGUUUAACAUGACUGACUUCAUGACUAGCAUUAAGAAAGUAUCACGUGUUGGGAAACUGUUUCUGCCUUGAUGAUUUUAUACACAUAAGAGAUGAAAAAUGAGGCACAUGAAUGUAUUGGGAAUGAGAUGGCACUGUGGCAUUGUCACAAAGGUACACAAAUACUGAGAGUGACUUAUAGAGUAAUGGUCCCCAUCUGUUGUGACCUCAGGUGAGACCAGGAGGCCUGUGUUUUAGCAAACCCUGGGCAGUUGGAAUGAAGGGCUCCUAAGAUUCCAUGACACGCCCAGCUUUUAAUUCUGUUAUUGCAACAGCACAUGGUUACCUGGGACUCUUGUCAGAGUCUGAGCUACAGGCAGCUCCUUUAGUUCUCAGCUCAAGCAUUUUCAACCUUGUUUUUGCGGUUAAGGACCUUAGCUAAAGUGCUGUGAGGAGGGAUCGAGUUUUUCUCAACAUCCCUGGCCCUACCUGUGGUGCCCCAAACGUCAGCAUGAUAGCAUCUGGCAGGACGUGUUCCAGGAAGACCACAGAGGCAAACUUUCCAGAUACCAUCGAGAAUUCCUACUCCCAGCAGGAAGAGACCAAACCAAAUAUUGGAGCCAGCAAAAAUAGACUUCUUCUGAGUCAGGUGGCCUACUUCCUGAACUACCAGCUGAAGACCUACAGAGAUCAAAAAGAUCACGAUGAAGAACAGAAAUGCAGAGACAGCAAAAAUAAACUUCUUAUGAGUCAAGUGGCCUACUACCUGGGCUGCCGGCUGAAGACGGAAGUCCCUGGCUAUCUGUGUUCUGCCCCAAAUGUCAGCACGGUGGCAUCAGGCAAGCCUCCUUCCAGAGAAAACACAGAAGUAAACAUUCCAGAAGACAUUGAGAAAUCCUGCUCCCAGCAGGAAGAAAACAAAGCAAAUUUCAGAGCCAGCAAAAAUAGACUUCUUCUGAGUCAGGUGGCCUACUUCCUGAACUACCAGCUGAAGACCUACAGAGAUCGAAAAGAUCACGAUGAAGAACAGAAAUGCAGAGACAGCAAAAAUAAACUUCUUAUGAGUCAAGUGGCCUACUACCUGGGCUGCCGGCUGAAGACGGAAGUCCCUGGCUAUCUGUGUUCUGCCCCAAACAUCAGCACGGUGACAUCAGGCAAGCCUCCUUCCAGAGAAAACACAGAGGUGAACGUUGCAGAAGGCAUUGAGAUAUCCUGCUCCCAACAGGAAGAAAACAAACCGACUUUCAGAGCCAGCAAAAAUAGACUUCUUCUGAGUCAGGUGGCCUACUUCCUGAACUACCAGCUGAAGACCUACAGAGAUCGAAAAGAUCACAAUGAAGAACAGAAAUGCAGAGACAGCAAAAAUAAACUUCUUAUGAGUCAAGUGGCCUACUACCUGGGCUGCCGGCUGAAGACGGAAGUCCCUGGCUAUCUGUGUUCUGCCCCAAACGUCAUCACGGUGGCAUCAGGCAAGCCUCCUUCCAGAGAAAACACAGAGGUGAACGUUGCAGAAGGCAUUGAGAUAUCCUGCUCCCAACAGGAAGAAAACAAACCGACUUUCAGAGCCAGCAAAAAUAGACUUCUUCUGAGUCAGGUGGCCUACUUCCUGAACUACCAGCUGAAGACCUACAGAGAUCGAAAAGAUCACGAUGAAGAACAGAAAGGCCGAGACAGCAAAAAUAAACUUCUUAUGAGUCAAGUGGCCUACUACCUGGGCUGCCGGCUGAAGAUGGAAGUCCCUGGCUUUCUGUGUUCUGCCCGAAACAUCAGCAAGGUGGCAUCUGGCAGGCCUCCUUCCAGAAGAAACACUGAGUUUAACAUUCCAGAAGGCAUUGAGAAAUCCUGGUCCCAGCAGGAAGAUAACAAACCGAAUAUCAGAGGCAGCAAAAAUAGACUUCUUAUGAGUCACUACUCCCUGAACUAUCGGCCGAAGAUAAACAAAGAUCGACAAGAUUGUGAAAUACAGAAAUACAGAGAAAGCAAAAAUAAAGUUUUUGUGAGGCAAGCGGCCUACUACCUGCGCUGCCGGCUGAAGACCAAAGAAGAUCGGAGACGUCACGAGGAGGAACAGAAAUACAGAGACAGCAAAAAUAAACUUCUUAUGAGUCAAGACUACCCGGGCUGCAGGCUGAAGAUGGAGAAAAACGACAAAGAUGAGGAUGAAGAUGUUCAUGUUAUGGAGGCUGAGAAAAUCCAGGAAUCACGUGCCACCAGGAAUCUGCAGGAGUCUGUGGAGGAGGAAGCCCCCCAGGAGUCCUGGGAUGAAGAUGAUUCGACUCUCUCAAUUCCUCCUGGCACAUUUGCCUUCAAUGAGCCUUACAGGACCAACCUGCACUCAGAGGAACAGCAGGUCAACUUGGCUCAUGACACAGACAAGAUUAAAAAGGACCAAGAAGAGGAAGAAGACCAAGGCCCACUGUGCCCCAGGCUCAGCAUGGAGCUGGUGGAAGCAGAAGAGCCUGAAGUCUUCUGGUACUCACUGGAUAUAUUGUAUUCAACAUACACCGCUUAUCUUGAGUUUUAUUACACAUGCCAGGCUUACACAUACGCCGUUUUUUUAUAUGCAGAAGAGCAUGUUCGCUUGACUUUGGACAUGGACAGUAGGUUUUUUACUCUGACGGUGAUAGGACUCCACCUGGUCUCCCGGGUAGGGGUCAUAUUCCCACACUAAGACGUGUCACACGGGACUCUGCCGGUGCAGAGUGUGAGCAACACCAUGUUCUCGCUGAAAACGCUUAGGCUGAGUUUGAUAGCCUGAGGUAAUCUCCAGACAACUUCACAAUGUAGAACAGUGAGCGGCACAACUGACCUGUCUCCUUCAGACAGCCCAUGUCACCACAAAUCACACAACUAAAAGGAGAGGAGACAUUUUUGGUUGAAAAAGAGUAAAAAGAUAAUGUAGCUCAUUUCUUUAGCUCUUUUGAACCCAAGGUGUCUCCUCAAGUUUUUGUUGUCAUUGAUGGUGGGGACAUGGGCUUGUUUGUAGAGGACAGGUCAACUGUCUGGCUCAAUGGUCUAUACUCUGAAGUUUUCUGAAAAUGUCCUCAUGCUGAAAUUCAGCCUAAAUGUUUUUUCCGGGAACACUGCAGGGUCAAUGCUACCUCACCCAUCUGCAGGUAGAGAAGGUCCCGUGUGUCUACCACCAUGAUCGUGAUACCAGGACUUUUCCACCAUUUGUCUAUCACCAUGAUCAUGACGCCAGAUCUGUACCUUUCAGAGACACCUUAUUUAUAUGGAUAUAUAUAUUUAUUCAGACACCUUAUUUAUACGGAUAUAUAUAUUUAUUCAGAGACACCUUAUUUAUACCGAUAUAUAAAUAUAUUUAUAUGGAAGUAAUUGGAAAAAUGGUUUUCAAAAGUAUUAAUAUCCUGUAUUGAAACGAUCAUCUCUCAACAUUUUAUUAUUCGUUAAUCAUCCCUGGCUGUGUCAAUUAUUGUAUUUACAUCUCUACACUGGAAAUUUUCUAUUUUUACUGUAUCUUUGCUUUUGCUAGUUUCUGUUGUUGAACCAAAAAAAUUCCCUGCCUGCAUUUCAAUUUUUGCCAAAGUUAAUUUUAAUCUAUACAAUGAAAACUUUUUUCCUUAAGAUAAGACUGUCAGCACCUAAGGCCACAGCAAAACAGAGCCUUUGUUUGCUAAUUUUUAAGCCUUUGUUAAUUUCUGGCUGAGGAGAGAGGUAGUUUAUUUUAUUAGCUGCUAAUACCUAUUUAAGUGAGCAGCCAGAGACUUGUCUAUCAGACUAAGGAUAUGCAAAGCUUACGCCAUUCUCUUUGAGUCUUUUAAACUAUUUCAGAAGAGAAGGGAAUAGGCAAAUUCCACAUAUGUGGACAGGAAGGAGAAUACACUAAAAGACACAAACAACGGUUUCCCAAACAGAAUAGAAAAUCCAUUAAAAUGCAUGAAAUAUUUUCUCAUGAAAUGUAAUCUCUCUAAACUUAGCCAUUAUAUGAAAGUCAAUUCUUAAUAUGCCACACUGCAUUGACUGUUGACGUUCAUAAGAAUUCAUUUCCAUGUUUGUUAUUUGAAAAAGCAAAAGGACUCUAAUCCUUUCUUUUCUUUGCCAUGAUCUUUUUAAGAUUGAGGAUUUUUUUCCAAAAUAAAAUUAAAGAUUUUAAAGAUUGAAAAUUGACAUUAAAAUUUAUCUUCUCAAAGCAA
This is a messenger RNA of Callithrix jacchus (white-tufted-ear marmoset), 6197 nucleotides long. Its product is annotated as NBPF family member NBPF3. The record is from RefSeq and is a predicted model, not a curated record. Lineage: Eukaryota; Metazoa; Chordata; Mammalia; Primates; Cebidae.